CCGAGCCAGGCAAGGAACUUUUCAGUGGGCAUAGUGGCACGACAGGGAUCAUGUCGCUUAAAUUUCCUCUCAUUUUUAUUCAGGAAAUGGAACGUGCGGGUAUCUUCCUCGGAAUCAUGGGUAAAAGGGCCAGCAAGCUCAGUAAGGAUGAGAUCAAAGAACUCGAAGAGUCGACCUACUUUGACGCUAAACAGCUGAGGAAAUGGCACCAGGAAUUCCUAAGAGACUGUCCCAGUGGAUUUAUGACAAAAGAGGAAUUUCGAAAGAUCUACGGACAGUUCUUUCCUUGCGGAGACCCAACGAAAUUCGUGGAUUACAUAUUCAACGUCUUCGACCAAGACAAGAAUGGCGUUAUAACCUUCAAAGAGUUCAUUCGGGCCAUCUCCAUAACCACGAAGGGGAAUAUAGACGAGAAACUAAACUGGGCGUUCGAUCUGUACGAUCUGGACAACGAUGGUUUCGUGACCAGGGCGGAAAUGCUGGACAUUGUGACCGCCAUCUACGUCUUGCACGGAAAGGUGGGACCCGCCGAUACUACGGGCACGGACAACCCUCGGAAGAGGGUUGACCAGCUUUUUGCCAAGCUGGACACGGAUGCAGACGCCAGGAUCAGCCGUGAAGAAUUCUGCGAGGGGUUCAAGACCGAUCCCUGGAUCCGUAAAGCUCUGCUCAACGCCGUCAACAUGUCCGAACAGUCCCGAAACCUACGCAGUUUCUCGACCACUUCUUCCGAGUGAUGAAUCUUCUCGCAUCUUCCUUCAAAGGCUCUUCAUUCAUUCCCAGUGGAAUAUUCUUCUAUAUUUGCAGCUCACGUAGAAACGGACUUUCGUCUCUUGUAUAAACUCUCAUUCUUGCCGGUCUCUGCUAUAGAUACACAUUCCUGGACGCCGACCGUGCGAAGAUUCCUAUACUUUCUCGGUACUCGAUAUAGCACCCUAAAGGUACCGUACAGCAGGUGAGGCGUAAUCUCAUAAAAUGUGUUAAUUCAACAGCGCAAGCCCGGAGGACCAUAACGCCACAGUUUUCAUCCCAGUCACACUCAUCUUUUUUCUAGAAAAUCAAAAUGGAAAAAAUUGCGGUCAACACUGUGCCGAAGUAGACGCCAACUUUUGAUUGCCCGUCAAGUAAGGUGGCAAAGCUACAUUGCAAGCUCGUAACACUGUGUCUAACGCAGUGGCGUCAACGAUGCGCCGCGUGCAAAAAAAGAAAUCACAAGAUGCCCCCCUUAACUGAAUGGAGUCUCACACCAUGCGCAGCCCCGCCAGGUAUAAUGCAAUUUUGAGCGAAUUUUUAAAUAUUUUAAAAUUCGCUCAAAAGAUGUCGCUCUAAAAAUUUUAGGGCGACAUGCCACGUGUAUGCUCUACGGUACCUUUAAUAUUCCAUUCUGUACAGACGAAUUGUACCCUUCUCUCUCUCCUUCAGUGUCUGUGCAUCUAGAGUCAUGUUGUUAAGGAAACGCAACAAAGGGCCUCGCCGCUUCAGCUACCUUAAAAAAAACAAAAGAAUAGCUCUCAUACGCAACGUUUGGAGGGUCUUGUAAUGAAGGAUGGGAAAGAGGGACUUUGUACCCCAACUCUCUCUCUCUCGUUUGAAGACUGUGUACUGUGCCGUGCAAUGCUGCUUAAGGGAGGAAUGACUUCAAUAUUGCAACGUGGAACAUAGCCCAAGGUUAUGCUGAGAUAUGCGACCGGCUAAAUGUUCCGAGUGGCUAAGUUCUAUUUGCUGUACUCGAAUUAGUAUUGUGCCCGUUACCUUUGUAUGAGACCCGCUGCUGCACUGCAAAGUAGCGUCACUACAAAAUUAAAGAAUAGGGAGUUUUAGGAAAUAUUCAUCAGAAAAACCUUACGUGCAACGUCACCGCGCCGUUAUUAUCUUCGGAAAUAAUAAGCGAGCUUCAGUUACAUCAAAAAGUGUUCACGAUAACAUGAUACGCCAAUCGCCAUGUUUCUUUGAAGUGGGUCACAUCACAUUGCUAAGCUUCGAUUUGAUAACUUCACUUAUCGUAUCGUUUUCUUAGGGCUCCUUCUGAUGUGCUAAAACUUCCUCGUAAGCUCCCUCCGGUUACGUAUUGCUGUCAGUCAAUCAGAUAUCAGCAACGUGACGUCACCCACUCCAAAGGAAUCAAGAAAUUGGCUUAUGAUGUUUUCGGAAACGUUUUCGUGAAACUUCUACGUUUUCCUAAACCUUUCUAGCAGCGAGGUUUAGUGCAUCGGAAGAAUUCCACGAUAACGAUACGAUAAAGCAAAGGCUGUUAUCAAAUCUAAGUUCACCAAUGUGGUGUCAUCCGCUUGAAGGAAACAGGGCGAUUGGCUUUUGUAUUGUGGACUGAUUAGAUAAGUCGCAAAAUUACCCAAGCAGCACAAUGUACUGAAAGUCGAGUGCAAUAGGGGUGGACGGGUAGGUGGAAGGCCUUGAACAGACCUGUGAAACUAAGGAGCGCUGAUAAGACACGUACCGUCCACCCCCAUUGCACUCGACGUUCGGUACAUUGUGCUGCUUGGGUAGUGAGCCCACCCUCCUUAACGCUUUAGCCUGUGGGCUCGUUGGAUGGCUAGGGGGCGCCCUCGCUCACUGUCAUGAGUGCCACCUGUGGUGGCAAGGAUAAGUUAUUUCCAGCAUUUGUUUCAGUUAUUUCGCAGUUUCCUGCAGUUAUCAGGCACAUAACUGCACAUCAGACAUUGUAUACAUUCACUGAAGUAGGUCGAACACAAGACAGAAUCCACGUGUGACGUCGCCAACAUCGUCAUCUACGCUUGUAGAAUAUACUCGAAAACUUUUCCCCCGCCCGCCACCAGGGGAGAAAGCCGGUGCCAGUGUCGCCGUGCUAAACUCUGGCCGAAAGUCCCUAUGUCCUUAACUUACUGAUUCGCUUUAUUUUCCCCAACACAGUCAACAACUGAGGCCCGUUCUAAAACUUUGUCCAAUUGCUUUUGCACUUUAGUAUAACACUGCAUCGUGUGCUUCAGAAGAGUGCCAACGCCCCUGUGCUUUACAUUUAACACACUCCAAAUUUGACGAUUGGCUUAUCCUGUUUUCGGAACUGUUAUCGUGAACACCUUCCGAUGUACUAAAACUUGCUAUUAUCUUAAUCUACGUCAUAGUGUGCAACGCAAUAAUUUUUCGAUACCACAAAAUGCGCGAUGCGGAGUUUGCCGCCACGCGAAUUUGUAGCAGAAAUACUUUUUCCGCGAUGAAUCUAAAAUGUAGCAGGAUGGCUGCUUCGCUACUGAAAAAAAAAAAAAAAAGAUAAAAAUAAUAAUAAAUGUGGAGCAUGGUAGCGGCGCCUCUAGUAGCGACGCUAUGUACAACACUGACUCGAAUGCGGCUUGUUCUCAAAGCAUGACAGCAUAUAAAACGAGGUUACUUUUACUGUAACUGUGGGCAAUCAUAAGAAGCAAUACGAGAAAGAAAAUAGGUCGAAUAAACAGGACACUGCUCAACAUAGCAUAAAAUCUCUGAAGGUUACACGUACAAACCUUCUUUGAAACUUUUCCUUUCCUUUUUUUUUUUUUUUCUUUGCCGACGGUAACCUUUUCACGUGUUUUCGAACAAUCAUUCGAUUUAGCAAAUGUUAUAAUUUUCGAUAAUAAAUAAAUUUCGCAAUAAUGAAUUUCGAUUUAGCAAUAUGACGUCGAAGGAUAAGGUAAUAUCCAUACUCCCGAACGCGUCAUUCAAAUCACCAACAAUAAGCCUCAAGAACACGUCCAAUCGAACACGUCUUCUUGGUCUCAAGCUUUUGCAAACCAAUGGUACUUUGUAGUGACUUUCAACAAGCAGACAUUGUGUGGCGCUGACACCACUGUAGUGUUAUGUAAGUUCAUUUCAUCACUAAUGCAAAUCUUCUUUUUAUGACCUUACCAUUGAUACCGCUAAGGAUCUCUCGCCUCAAAUGGUGAUUUUUACGAGGAAAAUGUUCACGACUCUUUUUUCCUUCUAUUGAAGUUCAAUAGGAAAGGUCACACGCAAUAUACUUGUCCUUAAUGUAAGGCGUGUACGGGCUUGCAGCAAGGCUCGGUGUCCUUAGUUUCUGUAUCCUUGAGAGAGAGAAAAAAAAGAAAAGUGUAAAUACGGAAGUAGGGAUAACCUUGUAAUAAUACGUUCGAACUUUCAAUUAAAUUUAAGUUUAUUUUCCUUUUGCUUGAAAGCGCUAGUAAGAAUCCAAGGAGUCUUGACAAAGGCUCCUCUCCCAAUUUACACUGUACAGCAGCAGUUACAACAUGAAUACACAAGCAGGUAUUAUCUUUAUCGAGUAUUUAUCAAGUCUCGCAAUUAUCUCAUAAUACAGGUGUGAGGCUCUCAAUAUCUAUUAUUGAAUAUAUUGUAUCUUUCGCACUGUUGCAAGAACAGAAGGAAUGGAAGUUUUUUGUUGGGCGCUCGUAUGUAAACGAUAUUUCAAUGACGAAACGUUCCAACGCGAUUUGCUUCUGUCCCACGUGUCCUCAUUCAGGAUGCCCAUGGGGCUUAAUUUGUGUUCAGAGCGAUGAGCCGCUUAGUGGUGCUAUCCUUCGCUAGGCUAAGACAGCUGCCACGCCUAUUGUUGACAAUGUUUCACCAAUACCGUUUCUUGUUUCUUUCCUCAUGAGUUGAAUGGCAUGUAUAGGAUGUCUUUGGAAAGAGUGGAGAGGUUAUCAUGGACAAUGGAUCGCAGAAGAAAUUCGGGCUGUCGAACACUUUCUGAAUAAUUUACUUGCUUAACAACUGCUAAGAACUGAAUGACAGGUAUCUUUAUGGUUAGUACAGUCUGAUGAGCUUAUGAAAACGUAACCGCAGUGCAACACAUAAGCGCAAUUCCUCGUCCCACUGUUGUCUUGGGAAAGAUAAGGUCAUCGAGUGGUACUUCAAGGUGGAACUUUACUUUAAGCGCGUAUCCACAAGAGCGACAUUCGUGCGGAAUAUUCUAGUGGAAGAUAAAAGCACAAACUGUUCACGGGGCGGAAGUUCCGCCGCGUUUUAUGCUGUGCAUUCGCACGGCGCCAGAAUAUCGGGAGCGGCGUACUGGGCACAUAGCAGACGACAUCAUCGGAUCUGUCGUCUGCUAACGAAUAUCCCCCAUGAUUAGAAGAGCACGAAAAGACAUGACAUGACAUGUGGAGUACUUGCGCUCACGUGGUAGCAGAAAGCUAUGACGUCUUCUGCAUUCUCUCCUGGAGUAUUCUCUCCACAGGCCGGUCGCUGUGGCAUCGCGCGACGUAAACCCCCAAUUAUUAUCUAUUAUUAAAAUCCUGUAGUAUUAUGUGUAAUGUCGUUCGUGUGAAUACUCGGUAAGUGGAACUUUAAAAGUUCAAAAAUUCAAGUUCGAAAAGUUAAAAUGAGAUAAGUAACAUUUUUUUGUUAUCAUAAUCCAACCCCGGUCAAAAUUUAGAUGCCGUCAGUCAAUCUCCGGCGCUUCCACGAAUUUUCAAAAGAAGCCGCAAACCUCCAUCGUUCCGGAUUUCUCGAAGAGUAGGCAACGUCAUCGAGAGUUGACGUCUCCCCCUCUCUCUCUCCUAGCAACAACGCGAGCGUCUUCGCUCACCGCCCAACGUUGGAAGUCUGCCUGCAGCUGUGGACAGGGGACAGAAAUUGACGUUUGAGGAGCAAUGUUGCCAGAUGCAUUGCAGAUUGGAUACCUAAUGAGGUCAUACGUCUAAAAACUAGGAAUUAUUUUUAUGGUAGUUCGGCGUCAAAUAGAGACACAAUAUUUUUUUAGAUUGGAAUACACGUGGUUUGCAAUGACUCAAUUUUGGCAAGAUUUUUGAAGAUACGUGACUUAAUCCGUGGUGGCACAUUAGAAACGGGACUCCCCCAUAACACCCCAACACACGGGCAGUCUUCAAUCAUCAUUGAAACUAAUGGCCAUUGAAUCAGCACGUAGCGCCACCAAGCGUGUAACGUCUCAGCCUCUCAAAGGGCCUUGGUUCCAUUGUUUCCUGACAGGUUAAAGCAUUACACACUUGGUGGCGAUACACCAUUCAAUGACCACUAGCCAUUGGUUUCAAUCAUGAUUGAAAUCAAUGACACCAAGCGUGUAACGUAUCAGCUUCUCACAGGCCCUUGGAUCCAAUGCUUCCUGACAGAUUACACACUUGGUGGCGAUACGCCAUUCAAUGACCAUUGGCCAUUGCUUCCAAGCGUGUAACGUGUCAACAUCUCAAAGACCAUUAGAUCCAAUUAUCUCUGACAGGUUGACUCGCUAGACGCUUGGUGACGCUACGCGCAUCUGCAAUGGCCGUUGAUUCCAAUUAUGAUUGAAGACUGCCCGUGGGACGGAGUAUAACACUCUUGGAAACAACAGCUGCACUGAAUGAUACCGUUCUAUUUCUGGAUCCGUUGAAGAUGGCAGGCGUUCGCCUUUUCGUGGCAAUUUGGACGCAUGCCAAAUUGCAUUGCCAUGUCAGGAAACGGCGUACGCAACGCUCUCUCAUGAAGCUGUAUCAUUCGGAGCAGUGUCGUGCGGUUCUGUUCUGUUCCGUUCGGUUAAGUUCUGUUCCCAGUGCGCGCAGGUACUGUAGUUAACCGAACGACUCUGGCAAUUUGUAAAAGCUUACAUGCACUGAUUCGUUUCGUGUGCUAGUAAUGCAUGGAACGGAAUUUAGUGGGAACCGGAAAUUAAUUUAUGCUGCAGACAUCGUUGGAACGGUGCUUCCUUUCAUCCUUAAUUAAGACACUAUAGAGGGAAAGAAAACGAAGUGGAACCGCUACAUAGGAUCUAACGCGCGUUUACGAAUGGAACAAUAGGUGCCUGUCAGUAAACAGGAGCAUUCAGCCUUGCUUCUUUUUUCUUUUUUUUUUUUGUUGUGCCAUUGUCUCAGGCCAAUUUAAUGAGAAAACACACUGUAAAAGGCCAUCAAUAACGACAAACUUUAAACGCGACAACUAAUCCAGCUGAAUAAAUUAUAGUAGAAUGCGGAAAGUUCACGCAUAUUUCUCUUGCGGAGCAUUGAUCACAACAUUGCACUAAAAAAAUCAGAAACUUGCAAAGUAAUCAACUAUGAGUAACCCACUUUCCGCAAUUAAUGACGUUCUCUGUAACCAACGGCAGCAUGAAUUACUUUCGAUGUUAUACGUAAUUGUAAUGCACUUUGAGUAACUUUUUGAAUCACUGCAUACGAUUUGGGAUUCACGUUCAUGUGAACCAUUUUUACGAUGUCCACGGUUCGUACUCACUUGCGAAAGAUGGGGCCACUUUCGACGGUUUUCCUGUGGCAUUCACCAAGUCAUCUUCCCCUUCAGUGAUAUUACCGUAUUGGUAUCGCGUUCCUUCAGGGAAAAACUUACACAGCAACAACAAUGUACUGAAAGGAAUGUAGCUCAGUGUAUCUGAAUUACUUUUCAGAGUGGUUAAAAUUGACACAAUGAUAGCUACCGGUUUGUAAUUACCGGUUUGUAAUACUAAGUGAAAUUUAUUUCCUUUUAAAGACAUAUAGUUGUACUACUUCUGAAAAAUAAUAUUUAUAGGUCUACUCAUAACAUGAAAGACCCAUGCAAAUAUUUCUCAUUAUUAAAUUGCGAGAGCGUAAGCAGGGUAACUAUGUCAAAAUCAUCACGAAUUCAUACCUGGGACAACCGCACACGCACCGAUACACAGCACCGUGUAACUAUUAAUCUCCAAUAGGUAGUUGUAUAAGGAGACGUUUCACGCAAAAAAAGAAAUCCGCGCGCUUUCUUGUUUUGGGUGAUGUCCCAAUAUUUGAUCCAAUAUGAUUCCUUUCCUCUAAUGGAAUAUAGAGGGUGAUACGAAGAGGCCUUUUAGUGAAGGAGAUACUGGCCCGACGCCGUUGGUCGUAAGUUACGUGCUGCUCAUGCGUUAAUUUCUCGGCCGCGAAUGCAUCUGUGCUUUCCGCGCACGAAUGCGAUGCUCCAAACAAAAGUACGUGUAACGCUGGGGAUCUAGCAGCAGAUGGCACGGUCCCAUUCGCAUCUUCACUGUGCCUUUCUAGAUUGUUCUGUCCCGUAGUUACAGGUUAGUCUUGGUGUUCGUCGAGGCUAUACGUUUAUAUAUUUCGCUUGGAUGAAGCGUGCUGCGCUUGCUUGCACUUCAGCUGAUAUGCAGCUAAGAAAGCAACCUGCCGAAUGUAAGCCGAUAUCUAUACGUUUCUUGUACAUGUCUCAUGUAUUUGUCUGUUGAACGUGCACACAUGGUUCGUUACGUUUUAGUUUCCCUACACAAGAGGUUUGUGUUUCCUUCAUGACGGUGAUAUGUAUCUUUUUUUUUUUACUAUACUUUUCACCGAAUGACAUGCACUUGACAAUGGGUUCGGAUUUGCAGCAGAAUUUUAUUGUGCGUCAGCGGGAGCAGCGAAUAAAAUCCUGAAAGCCGUGCUUCAAGUGGCUUUUUAUAAACGAAUGAUAUUUAUUUUAUUUCGUGUUAUCAAUAAACCACGCUCACAGAGUCAGUACACAAAAUAUAGAUGCAGUCAGUGAUGAUUACGCACAGAACCCGCAAAAUUUCUGCGAGCAGCACAUAUUGGCCAUACCGGUCCAGUAUUAGAACCAAUAUCGGACCAGCAUUGCCCACAUCCAGCUAGUAUUGUGGCCAUGAUGUUGUGCUGCUUGUUAUAUAGUUUCGGAUCCUCCCGGCGCUCUGACAUCUGCGUUCGUCUUCGCUCUCCGCCCCACGUUGGAAGAAUAUUGCGGCACAACGCAUAUACUCGGUCGUAUCCUGAGGGCGGAGUUUCAUGCUCCGCCGUGGGGCACUUUAAUGCCUCUUCCACUCGGGUAACUUCAGCAAUGGUCUCUGAACAUGCCCGGAGCGCCACCUAGCGUCUAACGUGUCUACCCUUCAGGGAGCAUUGAAUCUGAUGCUGUUUGAGAUGUUGCCCGUUACACGCUUGAUGGCGCUACGCAUGAAUAUUACCUUUGAACCUUAUUGAACAGGACGCGCAUGUUCAAUGUAGUGCCUGUGUACUGAAAGGGAAUCUGACCCUUAGGAGGAGAGUAGAAACGAGGGUCGACCUGUCAAUCAAACUUCGGCGCACUACAUUGGUUGACAUUUUCCAUGGGGAUCGCCAUGACACGAAAAUUUCUCCAAAAUGGAGGAUGGUGCUUGGAACGGCGAAGCGGAGAUUUCGUGACCAAAAAAUUUUCACAGGCUACUCUAAUUUCAUACUCAUGUACGCAACUGCAAAAUGAGCUUCAACUUUCGUUCCGCCAUCAUUAUUUACGCCAAAAUUUGAUGUUUCGUAGCUAACAUUAGGCAUAGUUAAACGAGCACUGAGGUGACCCCUAAAUUUUUUUGUUUUAUUUUGCGGUGCAGAGUGUUCUCCAACGAAUAAAAUGAGUUCCCGCGAGAGAACGAUGAGCUUAGGUGACCUACGGAGCGAGCGCGAGGGCUCUGCUCUCCACACCUUUGAAAGAUUCUCCUCCUCGUGAAAAGAGCGCAUCGCAGAACGAGAGGACGUCGUGACGUAUGCUACUCCUCUCACGUGACCAGUGACGUACAGCGGCACAGCUCAAGCAUGUGUAAGCGGCGCGUGAGCUUCGAAGGAAAAGCAAAGAAACAAGGCACGGAGCCUCCGAUACGUCACGCAAGAAUCGAGUCGGCCGUCUGCGGCUGCUUUCUCAGAUUAUUUUUUUUAUAAAUUCGAUUGUACAGCUGUAACGCUCCGCAGAGCGAAAAUAUUUUACAUAGUGACUCCUGGUGGACAGCUUGACAGACGAGGAAGGAUUUCGAGCGAAGUUAAAUGUCACCUCAUUGUUCCGUUAGACCGCGAUCCGAAGAAAAUAGCAAGAAAGACGCCACUGAUGCGGAAGAGUUUGCAUUAUAUCAUUGAAUUUUAUUGAUACAUACAUCUUUGCGCAUUUUUUGUUCAAUCAACUUACGUUACGUGAUUUAAAAGUUCAUACCGGCAGCCGUCUGCUACGAAGAAGCGGUUCUACCGCCUCUCCUGGCCAAUCACUCCUGUCACCAACCAUUUCUGUAAUUCUGAGUCUUCCCAGCAUGCCUCUCUCCAUACAGACGGCAUUGAUAAAAGUGGGUGCAAUAUCCGACGUUUUGGCUUAUCACAGGUGAUAUCCGUUUCAAUCCAAAGCAAUCUAGUUUCUCCAAAAUGGUGCCGCCCAGUACAUAAGGGUGAGGUGUACGCACUCGACGGCCUGUAAUAAUAGGGAACUGUAUUUCGACCUGUAAUUGUGAUUCUUCUUAUAUGUGUAGGAUUAUAUUCUUAGUGGGACAGGACCGUAUCACGGGGAUCGUCCUCACGGUCCAAUCGAAUUUUGUAUUUUUCGCCUGACACAAAUAAAAUGAAUCUUGAAUCUUGAUUGGCUAUAUACCUCAAAACGUGCUUGGAGACUCAGGUACAUGCAGGUCCCAUUAAUGGCCAGACUCUCUUUUAAUACACAGAACUGCUCCGUCGUACUGAGUGCACUUGCACUAACACGAGCGUGAAGGAUGUAUUAUUCUGUGGCGUAUAGUCACAACUAUAGGGCAAAUGACAGCAAAUUGCUGUCAUCAGCAAAGUCUUAUUGACAGUUAUGGUUGAAUAAAGAAGGCCUCAUGUAGGUUGUAAGGGAUGCUGUGUGAAACAUGGAGGAUAUUUUAAAAACGGGCAGUACUGACGCAAACCACGUCACUUCUCAGCGCUGCUUUAGCUAGGGACGUCUUGAGGUCGAUCGCAUUUCAAAGAAGUACUUCGUUGACUAAAUUGAAAUUGAAAUUCAGAUAUGAGCCAUGUAGAAUAAACCUAAUGAUAAAGCUCAUUAGAAGAAAAUAUCCUUAGACGAGGCAUUCAUAGUUCACGCAUGACACAGACUAACUUGAUAGAAAGUACCGUGCUCAGGGGUGUUUCUUUGUGGAGCUACGUACAAUAUUGUCAGCGUUUGUUAUUUCAAAUUAGUUAAAUUAUGCUCGCGUUUGCUUGCUACCCAUUUUUGUGCUCAACCCCAACUUCGUCAGUUUUUUACAAAUAUGAUCUUUAGAGAGUCUCCGUCCGCGUUCGUAAUUAGCUGGCCGACUCCAUGGUUAUGCCAUACGGGCAGCGCUGUCGUGGCUCUUUGACGCAUAAUAAGCAGACAACUUGCACCGCAUAUUUCAGUGAAAGUCGCAUAGGACUUCGAGCGCCCUCGCGGCGUUUGCAGCUGGAAUGUUGUCAAUGAAACCUUUCUGAGUACAGCUCAAAUGAGGGGUGGCCGCAAUAUCACUCAGAGGGAAACGACGUUAGCCGCAUCCAGGGAGUAGACGUCGUCACCAUUUUUUCGGCGUGUUUCGAAAGGACAAUUAAGAAAUGCUGUGGCCUGCCUGCCAUAAUUUGCGUGGAAAAUACAAUGCCUUGCGUGAAGGAGUAAUGGCAUACAGUCGUUUGGGACGGUUUAGAAGGCUUGCCUCUUUAAGAUCGGACGGUAUGCUGUGACGUCAUUGACUUUUGUGAACCCCAAAAUGUCUCCCAUGCGAAUACAGCCGCGUGAUUGAACAAGAGCCGAAGCUUGAAUAGAGUGAGAAAACGAAAGAGAGCUCUAACAGUUACUGUGACGACCAAAUUCCCACAUGGUUUUUCGUGCACGCUUUCCUUCCGCUAUCAACGCGUACUCCAAAACUUCAUUGUAUCAGCUGCCGUGUAUGUUCCUUGUUUUUGUAAAUAUUAUUAAAGAGGCGCAAAAGUGCAAAAAGUUCUCCGCGACGAAUGAAAUAUUUUGUUACUUUGACACAAACAUAAAAGGAACGGGAUUCUGGGAAACCGCAAUUUACGCUUUCCCUCUCCGCCUCCUUUUCAAGAAGGCCGACACUGCGGAGGAGGACGACACUGGUCUGGUCUGCUCUACUAUAACGUGUCCCGCCACUUCUUUUUGUUUUCUCCAGUGACAUAGUGGCACGUACAAUAUUGUAGGUAAACUUGCCUUCUAUGAGGCACGAAGUAUUGCUUCUGCUUUUCUCUAUGCUUUUCUUCGCUGCUUCACUUUCAACGUCUGUUACACUAUAUAGAGCUGACUGCAUCACUAGUCUUCAUUGUGCUCUGUAGCCCUGAUACGACACAGCGGCGACUUCCAUAUAGACAGGAGUUUGUACCGGCUGUAUUCUCCAUUCAAUAUAGCCCGAAAGGGUUUGCUCUUACAAUAUUUCAUCACGAUAUAACAUUCCUCAGAAGGUUAGUGCUGGUGUCAUGACGCAAUGUUAUGCGCGAAGGAAAUGUCACUGUGUCAUUUUCUAGAUCAUUCCACGUUUCCACUCAUGCGCCAUUGUUUCGGUUUGUGAUAUACUACAUUUACCGGUUAAUAAAUUUAUUGAAGGAUUUGCUGGGCAUUACAUGGU
Ornithodoros turicata is the source of this 12223-nucleotide messenger RNA. Its product is annotated as frequenin-1-like. The coding region runs from base 51 to 737 and encodes 228 amino acids. The record is from RefSeq and is a predicted model, not a curated record. NCBI's taxonomy places the organism in Eukaryota, Metazoa, Arthropoda, Arachnida, Ixodida, Argasidae. Gene Ontology annotation, molecular function: calcium ion binding. The transcript is spliced from 8 exons.